Molecule: messenger RNA, 1757 nt
Organism: Lolium perenne
Lineage: Eukaryota; Viridiplantae; Streptophyta; Magnoliopsida; Poales; Poaceae
Product: protein-tyrosine-phosphatase PTP1
Biological process (GO): protein dephosphorylation
Molecular function (GO): protein tyrosine phosphatase activity
Source: RefSeq, a predicted model, not a curated record
AUGCCCAGCAACUCCACCAUGGCCGACAUCAUCAAUGGUGGCGGGGGCAGCCCUCCUUCACGUAGCAGGAAGUCGAGGCCUACAUUGACAAGGAUGACGACGAUGAGCCUUGGGAAAACGAUGUCUACACCUACAGCGAGGUUGCCGGAGAGGAGGUGGAGGAGCCGUGGCCAACCCGAAAGGGGAGAAGAAGAAGACAUCAGUGGCUGUGUAGCCGAAGAAGAAAGCCGACUUGCCCGCCCGGUCACCACGGCCACCCCGACGACUCCCCCCGCCUCCCCCUCCCCACCCAGCCCCAAGCGCCCUCGGAAGACCGGCCCUGACCUUGGCCCUCCCGCCGCAGCCACGGGGAACUCCCAGCACCGCGCUGGCGGGGGAGGCUGCGCGUCGGCCUCCUCCGUCUCACGCCGCCAUGGGACUCGGCCUCGGCCUAUACCGCGUGAAAGGCUGGUUGACCUUCUCGACCCCGCCGCGGACCCGGGGCCCCGGGCGCUUACGCGGCAAGAGCUGAGGCACUGCAAGAAGGCGCUCAGGGAGUUCGACAAGAAGCUCAAGAAGCCGCUCGACAUCUCCAAGGAGUUCAGAGGCCUGCCGGACAUAAGAAUAGCGCUCCAGUCAACUCAGAAUUUUACAGUGGCUCGAAAUUCCGAUAAUAAGGAAAGGAACCGCUACACUGAUAUCUUUCCAUCUGAUGAAACCAGGAUAAGGCUACAGUCUUCAACAGGCAAUGAUUACAUCAAUGCAAGCCUUAUAAAGCUUGAUGGCAAAGAUCAAACAAAGUUCAUUUCUACUCAAGGACCGCUAGUCAAAACAUUCGAAGAUUUCUGGCAGAUGGUCUUUGAGAACAGCUGUCCUGUAAUUGUUAUGCUCACCAAAUUUGACAAUGUUAAGUGUGAUGAGUAUCUUCCGUUGAGCAAGAGGCAAGAAAAUUACGGAAGAUUUAACGUUAAGAUCACGAAGAUCAGUGAAGGUGGCAAAUUAACGUUGCGCAGUGUGGAGGUGAAACAUAACGAGUCACGUAAAGUGCAUACUGUUCUCCAUAUCCAGCACUCUACAUGGCCUGACCAUGGCGUGCCAGAUGACAGCAGUACUGUACGGAACAUUCUAAAAAGAUUAUAUCACAUUCCGAGAGAGCACCCAAUAGUUGCACAUUGCAGUGCAGGCAUUGGGAGAACUGGUGCUUACAUCACCAUCCACAAUACAAUAGAGAGGGUAUUACUUGGUGAUCAAACUGCUACAGAUCUUGCUGCAACUGUCAGGGAGUUCAGAUACCGGCGUCCUGGGAUGGUCCAGACAGAGGAUCAAUACAAGUUCUGCUAUGGUGCGAUCGUGGCGGAGCUGAAAGAACUGAUUAAAAAAUCAUAGCGCAAGACCAUUUUCUGAGAGAAGUUUCAUGCAGAAACAUGCUCUUGCUUCCUCGAUUUGCCAUGCUUUAGCUGACAGCAUUGAUGCACGUCAUGAAGGAAGACCGGAAUUUGUAUUUCAGUAGGAAGCUCUUUCCAACAUUAUUGUGAUCAGUAUUUUACCAAUUUGAUCAUAUCUCGCACCGAUUUGCAAAUGGCUGGCGCACACCCAGAAUCACCAUUGCUAUGUAUCCACUUGUAUCACUUCCGUUGUUGAAUGAUUAUAUGUGUUGACGCCAGAUGGUUGGCAUGUCUACUGGUGCACCACCACCACCUAGUAGCUUGCAUUGUUUGAUGGCAGAUGCAUGAAACCCAAAUUGUGCUGAAUGAUCUUUAUAUGUCUUUCCUUGUUAA